AUGUCUUUUUAUGUAACAUUCUUCUUUCUUUCUUUCAUAAAUGUUUCUCUUUUUCAGAUUGGCUUCAACUUUUUACAAUUCUGUCUUGAUUCCCAAACUUUAAGAAAUAUUUCUAAGGCGUAUAAACACAUUGAGAAGAUAUCGUCUUUUCUCUCUCUCUUCCCCUUUUUUUCUCUCUCUCUUUCUUUCGCCCUUUUUUCUCUCUCUUCCCCCUUUUUUUCUCUCUCUCUCUUCCCCCUUUUUUCUCUCUCUCUCUUCCCCUUUUUUUCUCUCUCUCUCUUCCCCCUUUUUUCUCUCUCUCUCUCUCUCCCCUUUUUUCUCUCUCUCUCUCUCUCCCCUUUUUUCUCUCUCUCUCUUUCUCCCCUUUUUUCUCUCUCUCUCUUUCUCCCCUUUUUUCUCUCUCUUUCUUUCUCCCCUUUUUCUCCCUCUUUCUCCCCUUUUUUCUCUCUCUUUUUUCUCUCUCUUUCUUUCCCCUUUUUCUCUUUCUUUCUCCCCUUUUCUCUCUUUCUUUCUCCUUUUUUCUCUCUUUCCUUUUUUUCUCUCUCUUUUCCUUUUUUCUCUCUCUUUCCUCCCCUUUUUCUCUCUUCUUUCUUUCCCCCUUUUCUCUCUCUCUUUCCCCUUUUUUUCUCUCUCUCUUUUUUCCCCCUUUUCUCUCUCUCUUUCCUUCCCCCCUUUUUCUCUCUCUCUUUUUCUUCCCCCCCUUUUUCUCUCUCUCCUUUUUCCCCUUUUUCUCUCUCUCUUUUCUUUCCCCCUUUUUCUCUCUCUCUCUUUCCUUCCCCCUUUUUUCUCUCUCUCUUUCCUUCCCCCCUUUUUCUCUCUCUCUUUCCUUCCCCCUUUUUCUCUCUCUCUUCCUUUCCCCCCCCUUUUCUCUCUCUCUUUUUUUCCCCCCUUUUCUCUCUCUUUUCUUUCCCCCCUUUUUCUCUCUCUUUUCUUUCCCCCCUUUUUCUCUCUCUCUUUUUCCCUUUUUCCCCUUUUUUUCUCUCUUUUCUUUUCUUUCUCCCCUUUUUCUCUCUUUCUUUCUCCCCCUUUUUCCCCUUUCUCCCCUUUUUCUCUCUUUCUUUCUCCCCUUUUUCUCUCUUUCCUUCCCCCUUUUUCUCUCUCUUUCCUUCUCCCCUUUUCUCUCUCUCUUUCCUUCCCCCUUUUUCUCUUUCCUUCCCCCUUUUUCUCUCUCUCUUUCUUUCCCCCUUUUUCUCUCUCUCUUUCCUUCCCCCCUUUUUUCUCUCUCUCUUUCUUUCCCCCCCUUUCUCUCUCUCUUUCUUUUUCCCCCCUUUUUCUCUCUCCCCUCUCCUCCCCCCUUUUUUCUCUCUCUCUCUCUCUUCCUCCCUCCUGCACUGUUUUUCUCUGUACCAUUUGCCUUCAGUAUCUCCUAUUUGCCUGAGGCUUCGAAUGGACCGCAAAAAAGAGACGCUACACAUGUCUUUCUUUCUCUCUAUAUUCGUAUGGGUAGAUCUUCGUCUUUCAUUCAGUCUGACAAGGUGUCUCUUCUCUCUCGCUCUCUUUUUUACAUCAGAUAUUUGA
This is a messenger RNA of Acanthosepion pharaonis, 1518 nucleotides long. NCBI's taxonomy places the organism in Eukaryota, Metazoa, Mollusca, Cephalopoda, Sepiida, Sepiidae. The record is from the annotation of a GenBank genome assembly.